UAGCUCCUAAUAUGGUAGAAAAUGUAACUUUUCGUAUGUCAGAUUAUGAGUCAGCUAUCCUGAAAAUUCUUAAAGAAAUUUUUGUUAAAGCAGAUCAUCAUUGCUGUUGGUUCCAUUAUUGUAAAGCUUUGCGUGUCAAAUGGAAAGAGCUUGGAAUGCACAAAGCACCAUAUAAAAUAUUGAGAUUACUGAUGACCUUGCCUUUAGCUCCAGCUCAUUGUUUUAUGUCUGGUUUAAAUUUCAUUAAAGAAAUUGCAAGCGAAUACGAAAACAAAUAUCCACAAUUAAAGAAUUUCUUUAGGUAUUAUGAUCGUCAGUGGCUUCCAAAAAAAUACGAAGUUUGUGUUUUUGGUUGUCCAUCUAGGACCAAUAACCUUGUAGAAGCUUUUCACUCUCAACUUACUAAAAGGCUUGGGGGAAUUCAUCCAAACGUUUGGACAUUUUUUGAAUGUUUAGUCAAUCUUAUCACAUGUCACUAUCAGGAUUACCUACAUUUAAAAAAUGGAAAAUCAACGUCUCACCCAGUCAAAGAAAAAGACAGAAAGCGGGACAAAAAAAUUUCUGAUGCUCAAAAACGCUUUCUAAAUCAGGAAAUAUCAUUGAAAGUGUUUUUAGAAGAAUGUGGGUCAGUGAACUAA
Molecule: messenger RNA, 638 nt
Organism: Leptopilina heterotoma
Lineage: Eukaryota; Metazoa; Arthropoda; Insecta; Hymenoptera; Figitidae
Exons: 4
Coding region: 12-638 (208 amino acids)
Source: RefSeq, a predicted model, not a curated record